Molecule: messenger RNA, 1245 nt
Organism: Prunus persica (peach)
Lineage: Eukaryota; Viridiplantae; Streptophyta; Magnoliopsida; Rosales; Rosaceae
Product: ribosome biogenesis protein TSR3 homolog
Exons: 10
Coding region: 235-1029 (264 amino acids)
Biological process (GO): maturation of SSU-rRNA
Molecular function (GO): rRNA small subunit aminocarboxypropyltransferase activity
Source: RefSeq, a predicted model, not a curated record
UAGACUUUGAUAGUGACUGAAACGAAAAAUAUUGAUGUAUCGAUAAAAUUGGUUAAACUUCAACGUAAUAAAUGAAAAUUACUCUAAAAAAUAAGACAAAGAAACCUACCCGCCACAAACGUCUGGUGCAUAUACCGACUAAAACCCUCCUGUGAAAGCUAAAACCACAUCGGCACCAUCUGCACAACCAGCCCAUUCCCAGUAUUGGGUUUUCUGCAGAAACAAAAACAAAAAAUGGGUAACAACAAGCGGUUCAAGAACCACAAGCCCCAUCGUGGACAAUCUAGUCGGACCAAUAACCAUCUUCCACAUGAAGGUGAUUCUCUACCAUCUGAUCAAGCUACGGAAGAGGAGCCAACGGGUCCCAAAAUCCAGCUUGCAAUGUGGGAUUUUGGCCAAUGUGAUGCAAAAAAGUGCACAGGACGCAAGCUUUCAAGAUUUGGGUUUUUGAAAGAAUUGCGUGUCAAUAAUGGUUUUGGAGGAAUUGUUUUGAGUCCAGUUGGGACGCUUUGUGUCUCAAGAGAAGAUUAUAGCUUAAUCCAGAGAAAAGGAUUAGCUGUUGUGGAUUGCUCUUGGGCACGCUUGGAUGAUGUACCGUUUGUGAAGCUGCGUUGCACUGCUCCUCGCCUCUUGCCUUGGCUUGUAGCAGCAAAUCCGGUAAAUUAUGGUCGACCCUGUCAACUAUCUUGUGUGGAGGCAUUAUCUGCAGCUUUAUUCAUAUGUGGGGAAGAAGAAACUGCAAAUUUGUUGCUUGGAAAGUUCAAAUGGGGUCAUGGUUUCCUGUCCCUCAACAGGGAACUUCUAAAGGCAUACUCUAAAUGUGAAAAUAGUGCUGAUAUUAUUUCAGUCCAAAAUGAUUGGCUUUCACAAAAUAGUCAACUUCCAAAGGUUCCUGCAGAAGUGAAAGGAGCGGACGAGUCAUCCCUCAGAGAAGAUGAGGGCUCUUAUGAUUCCGACGACGGACUUCCACCACUGGAAAGGAAUAUGAAUCAUUUAGACAUACAGGAAAGUGAUGAUGAAAGUGAGUAACGAAGGGAAAAUGUUAUAUUUCCAGUGUGAUUUAAUAUGUAAAAAUGCUCUUAAAGACUUUUUCUAGCUGACUCUACUAAUAUAUCCAAUCAGCACGUCAUUUUGGCUUUUGGUAUGUGCUGAGGUUUGUUUAAUUAAUUAUUGUAAUUUCAAUUCUUUUUGUCUCAUGCCAAAACUAAAAUCCUUUUGCUCCCCGAGUGACAAUUUUUACGUUUA